This is a messenger RNA of Aspergillus tubingensis, 1374 nucleotides long. RefSeq lists its product as uncharacterized. The transcript has 2 exons. Lineage: Eukaryota; Fungi; Ascomycota; Eurotiomycetes; Eurotiales; Aspergillaceae. The coding region runs from base 1 to 1374 and encodes 457 amino acids. The record is from RefSeq and is a predicted model, not a curated record.
AUGACACCCGGACUCACGGGAGCAGGUCUGGGCGGAAGUCGUUGCCCUUACCUUGACGGGAUGGCAUGUGGUAACUUAUGGCUCGAGAGGAAGUCACCUGCUCGAGAUCUCUUAUGGGUAGAAUCGUCCAUGCGUGAGCUUCAGAAGCACUCGAAGAGGUCUGAAGGAUCCUUGACGAGCUUCUGGCGACUGGAGCCAGCGAUCCACAGGCCUCGUAUGCAGGACGUUUUCAAUGCCUCUUGGGAUAAGAGUGGGGCAGACCCAGCACUGAGAGUUGGUAGGAGUUCGGAUAAAGCUGCAAUCGACCCAUAUUACCUGCGCGACAUGGUAUUUUCGCUCCCUGGCUCUGUUGUCGACAGUGCGCUUGUAGCAGAUUUCGAUUAUGUUCAUACGGCCACUAGCCUGGGUCGGUUGACCGAGGGUUGUAGUUGCAGAUUAUGUGUCGCCGUUGACGCUGUAAUCAGGCCACUGUUUGCUCGGAAUGUUGCCGUUGGGGACAUUGGGAAUCUUAUCGUCUCGGCAAUAGUUUCAGUCGACUUGAGCUUGGAUGCGAGAGCCGCUGCAAGCGUGAAGGGUGUACCAGUCUCCAACAGGUAUAUUACGUUUGUUCCGGCGCUCCCAAGUCAGGUUGGCCAUCCGGUGAUCGAGGGAAAUGUGUUCUCCAAAGGAGACGGUGUUGGUCAGGUCCAAAGUGCCGAAAUGGCAAAGAUAUUCCAGGCUUUCGAGGCCAGAGGAAUUAUGCGAAAUACUUGUGUGUACAGUCUGAGUUGCGCUAUUGACUUUUUCGUCUAUGGCGGAGCAUACGGCGGGGUAUGGUCAAUGCAAGACACUCAGUUUCUGUACGACUACGCGAUCGGAAGUCGGCCUGACUGCGAUGCAGAGCUGCAGGCGAUCAGAAACCGUUGUGUGAAAGUGGCGAGCGGUGCUGUUCACAAAUAUGUGGGCGACGGGGUGACUCUGAAGUUUGCCAACUAUGUGCAAAUCAAGUUUAAGAUGAAAACCGAAGAAGCUGCUCGCAGCGCUGGGAAGAAGGCACCGGGGUAUGUUGUAUGGGACGACCUCAAAGCCAUGUGCGCGUUCCGUUGCACCGACGGCGUUUUCGCGAGUGGGCUUUACGACAGUCGAGGCGACGUCACUUCAGUUCUCAUUCUGGGAGCGCUGGUGGCGGUGCAUGACUUCAUUGACCUUGGGUAUGACAUGGCAUCUGGAGAAAUAGGCAAUAUAAUGUCAAACGCUCGUCAUCGUGUUAUGGAAAAUGCUGUUGCUGUCCCCGAAAACCUGGGGUUCAAAGUAGGGUGGAGGUUCAAGGGGACCCUCCCUGGGUAUAGCGACCUCGUGGACGACUCAAGGUUCACACAGCAUACGCCCGAGUGA